Messenger RNA from Nematostella vectensis (starlet sea anemone), 1413 nucleotides. RefSeq names its product homeobox protein pv.1. Gene Ontology annotation, biological process: regulation of DNA-templated transcription. Gene Ontology annotation, molecular function: DNA-binding transcription factor activity, RNA polymerase II-specific; DNA binding. The record is from RefSeq and is a predicted model, not a curated record. NCBI's taxonomy places the organism in Eukaryota, Metazoa, Cnidaria, Anthozoa, Actiniaria, Edwardsiidae. The coding region runs from base 56 to 1231 and encodes 391 amino acids. The transcript has 3 exons.
UAUAUAAACCGAUCAAAAGUCUAUCCCUGCGUAGCGUGCCGCACACACCACCACGAUGGGCUCGAGGUCGGAAUCUCAGAACAGAUUUAGCAUUCGCGAGCUUUUCCCUCAAGCCUAUGAGCGGAACUUAUCGUUCGAGCUGGUCCCUACACACAAUAUUAGCAGUGCAUCUACGACAAGCAGCCACGAAGAUCUGUCCUCAGUCCACACUUCGACCCCAAAGAGCGAGCAAAGACAUGGAUUUCCCAUCAAGAGAGAGCAUCUUUCCUGUGAUACAGUUUCUCAAUCAAGAUCGCCAUACAGCCCUCGGUCGAGCCGCAGGGCCAGGUCACUAAGUUAUGUGAAGAGUAGAAGAUCACAUCGCAGCCAAUCAGACGAUUCGCCAUCAUAUGUUCCACCAGUCUUGUGCAAGAGAACGUUUGCUCCCAUUUAUGACGAAGGUCCAAGAACCAGUGCCUCGGUUUGCUCGUCCCCAGGCACUCGGUCAAGUCCCUAUUCGUCCCCAGGCACUCGGCCAAGUCCCUAUUCGUCCCCAGGCACUCGGCCAAGUCCCUAUUCGUCCCCAGGCACUCGGCCAAGUCCCUAUUCGUCCCCAGGCACUCGGCCAAGUCCCUAUUCGUCCACCGGCACUCGGCCAAGUCCCUGCUCGUCCACCGGCACUCGAUCUAGUCCUUGCUCGUCCCCAGGCACUCGAUCUAGUCCCUGCUCGUCCCCCGGCACUCGGCCUAGUCUCUGCUCGUCCCCCGACACUCGAACCACUACUCGUUCAUUUUUUACCGAGCACCAGGUGGCGUGUCUGCAGCGUGUUUUCGCGAACCGGCGGUACGUGUGCUCAAGUGAACGCCAGAAGCUCGCCAAAGAGUUGAACAUGACGGACCAGCAGGUGAAGACGUGGUUUCAAAACAGACGAAUGAAAGUCAAGCGAAAACGCCAAGAGCAAAUGCACCAAGACUACAUCUCAAAACUCGCCUAUAUCCAUAGUGUAGCAAACAACGUCAAGCCACAGCGAUACCACGACUACCUAGGAACAAUGUACGCCACAGGGUACCCAAUAAUGCCGCACUCCAACCCCUUUCAGCAACCUCGCCUCGGUCCCAUGGCGCCAGUGUUCGGUGGGGAGUAUCCUGGACCCGAGUUUAACAAACUAGGGUUUCCCAUCAGCCAUUGCGUGCCUCUCUUGCCGUUUGACAGGCCACUUUAUAAUCUUCCACCAAGACCCUUGAUGCCAUAGUAACAGUCCAUGCCACAAUCUUCCGCCAAGUACCCCGUUACCAUAUAACAGGUCAUUCUACAAUCUUCCACAGAAACAGAAUUGCUCGUUGAUAAAAUUCAUAUACGUAGAAGUCUUCAAUCUAAUUUCUAUUUUGUUAAAGAGUGUGAAUUCAGCUGUUGGAUUAAAAGUCGUAUUCUAUU